Molecule: messenger RNA, 768 nt
Organism: Penicillium bovifimosum
Lineage: Eukaryota; Fungi; Ascomycota; Eurotiomycetes; Eurotiales; Aspergillaceae
Product: transferase hexapeptide domain protein
Exons: 1
Coding region: 1-768 (255 amino acids)
Biological process (GO): mitotic spindle organization
Cellular component (GO): dynactin complex
Molecular function (GO): dynein complex binding
Source: RefSeq, a predicted model, not a curated record
AUGGCAACUCUCAAACCCCCAACAAACACCCACCGCUCCUCCUCCUCCACCCACAGCUCCGGCCCCCCGAAAGCCCCCCUAAAAGCCGACCCAACAGCCACAAUCGCCGACACCGCCGUCUUCCAAGGCAAACACCCCGUGAUAAUCGGCGCAGGAACAAUCAUCCAUCCGCGCGCCCGCUUCUACACCUACGAAGGCCCAAUAACAAUCGGCGACAGCUGCAUAAUCAGCGAAAAAGCCAUAAUAGGCUCUCCACCUCCACCCAAACCCAGUUCAUCUACUCGGUCCGCCUCGCCAUCCCGAUCUUCAAGCCCAAGCACGACCGCAACCACAGACCCCACAGAGCACCGAAAAGAGGUAUCGACGCGGCUCUCCUACUUCGUCACGGUCGGUCCAUCAGCCACGAUUGAGUCCGGCGCGAACGUGCAUUCGUCGGCUAUAAUUGAUAAUUUGGCGAUUGUGCGGCGGGGAGCGGAUAUCGGGGCCCAUUCGAAGGUGUGUUCGAGGUGUGAGAUUGCGGCGGGGGGUGCCGUUGCCGAGUGGGUUGUUGUUUAUGGGAAUGGACCUGGGAUGCGGAGGAAGAGGGCGCGUGGGGCUAAGGCGAUGAGUCCGGCUGUUGUGGGUGCGACUCGGGUUGCGCAGACGGCUGUUCCUGGUUCGGCGCCGCCGGGGAAGGUUGUUGAGGAUGCGAGGUUGAUGGGGUUGCAGAUGGAGAGGGAGAUGUUGGGUAGGGUGCUGGUUCCUUCUGCUGGAGGGAGGAAGAAGUGA